Messenger RNA from Colletotrichum higginsianum IMI 349063, 3882 nucleotides. Its product is annotated as Amidase. NCBI's taxonomy places the organism in Eukaryota, Fungi, Ascomycota, Sordariomycetes, Glomerellales, Glomerellaceae. The transcript is spliced from 7 exons. Gene Ontology annotation, molecular function: 3-deoxy-7-phosphoheptulonate synthase activity. Bases 1 to 3882 code for a protein of 1293 amino acids. The record is from RefSeq and is a predicted model, not a curated record. Gene Ontology annotation, biological process: aromatic amino acid biosynthetic process.
AUGUCUUCCUCCGACUGGUCGCCCGACUCCUGGCGGUCGAAACCCAUCAAGCAGGCGCCGGGCUACCCCGACGAGGCUGCGCUCAACAAGUCAGUCAAGGAGCUUUCACGCCUCCCGCCCAUCGUUCACCCCAAGGAGAUCGUCGCCCUGAAACAGCAUCUCCGCGAUGUGGCCCUCGGCGAAGCCUUCCUGCUGCAGGGCGGUGACUGCGCCGAGCUCUUUGACUACUGCGAGCCCAACGCCAUUGAGUCCAAAAUCAAGCUGCUCUUGCAGAUGAGCCUGGUUCUUGUCUGGGGCGCCGACAAGCGCGUCGUGCGCAUUGGACGUAUGGCCGGUCAGUACGCGAAGCCGAGAUCGAGCCCGACUGAGAUGGUCAACGGGGUGGAGCUUCCGUCGUUCAGAGGAGACAUUCUCAACGGCUUCCAAGUCGGUGAACGCGACAUAGACCCUCAGAGACUCGUCAAGGCUUACCAAUACUCGUCUGCGACUCUUAACUACGUCAGAGCUUGCCUCUCGUCAGGCAUUGCGGAUCUCCAUAGGCCGCUGGACUGGGGCCUAGGUCACGUCCGGGAUCCUGAAUUGAAGAGAAAGUACUCCGAGGCCGUCCUCUCUCUCACUGACAUGCUUCGCUUCCUCCACACGAUCGGAGCCGACAGGAGCGACAAGCUCGAGACUGUCGAUCUGUUCACGAGCCACGAGGGCCUGCUCCUAGAGUACGAGCAGCCGCUGACCCGCCUGCUGGAGACGCCGGCGCCGCGCCCCACUACCAACGGCGCCCGGAGCGGCGCCAACGGCAACGGCAACGGCAGCGCCACCGCCGCCGAGACGAAGAAGGAGUAUUACGACACGUCCGCCCAUUUCCUCUGGAUCGGCGACCGCACGCGCCAGAUCGACGGCGCCCACGUUGAGUUCUUCCGUGGCAUCGCCAACCCUAUCGGCAUCAAGGUCGGCCCCACGACGCCGACAGAUGACCUUCUCGCGCUGCUGCGCACGCUCAACCCGGACUGCGAGCCUGGAAAGAUCACGCUCAUCACGCGCUACGGAGCCUCCAAGGUGCGCUCGUUGCUGCCGGCGCACAUCCGCGCUGUCGAGGACAGCGAGUACCAACGCUGCGUCGUCUGGCAGUGCGAUCCCAUGCAUGGCAACACGUUGUCGACGGGCAGCGGCAUCAAGACGCGCCGCUUCCGCGACAUCUUUGAGGAGCUGCAGGAGACACUGCGCAUACACAAGGAGCAGGGCAGCUACCUCGGCGGCGUGCACCUCGAGCUCACCGGCGACGCCGUCACCGAGUGUCUGGGCGGGAGCGAGGGCCUCGAUGAAGACGACCUGUCGACCAACUACACGAGCUUCUGCGACCCGAGACUAAACGAGAAGCAGGCGCUCGAGUUGGCUUUUCUGAUUGCGGAUCACUACAGGAACGAGAGGCGGCCGGUUUCCCAAUUCAAGCAGUCUGAACGCGUGGACAGGAUCCGUCGCCUCACGGCAUACCAAGGCCCCUUCACGGCCCAGGACCGCCAGAUCCUGGACCGACCUAUCGAGGAGCUCGUCCAGGACGUCCACAAGACGAUACUGAAGCCUAUCGACAUCCUCAGGACGUACGGCAAGGUCGCUCUCAGGGCCCAUGAGCGCACCAACUGCCUCACUGAGGUUAUGAUCGCCGACGCCGAGACGUGGGUCGACGACGGCUCCAUCGACAUGAAGGGCCCGCUUGCAGGCAUCCCCGUGAGCCUCAAGGACACCAUCGUCGUCGGCGGCUAUGACACCACCGUCGGCUUCAGCAGCUUCGUCGGUAACAAGACCCCCACCGACGGGCCUGUCGUGCGCCUUCUCAAGGACGCCGGCGCCGUUCCCUACGUCAAAACGAACCUGCCCAUCACCCUUCUCAGUUUCGAGUCCACCAACGAUGUCUGGGGCCGCUGCACGAACCCGCACAACGCCCGCUACUCCCCCGGUGGCUCCACCGGUGGCGAGAGCGCCCUGCUCGCCAUGGGUGGCCGCAUCGGCAUCGGCAGUGACGUCGCCGGGAGCGUGAGAGCUCCCGCCCACUUCUCCGGCUGCUACAGCCUGCGCUGCUCGACGGGCCGCUGGCCGAAACUGGGCUUCUGCACGAGCAUGCCCGGCCAGGAGGGCGUGCCGUCCGUCUACAGCCCCAUGGCCCGCACCCUCGACGACCUGCGCUACUUCACCCGCGCCGUCGUCGGCAUGCGGCCGUGGGAGUACGACUACAGCGUGCACCCGAUGCCAUGGAAGGCCGACAUCGAGGAGGACUGGCGGGCGAAGCCGCGAUUGCGCGUGGGCGUCAUGCGCACCGACGGCGUCGUCGACCCGAGCCCGGCGUGCCGACGCGCGCUGGAAAUGGUCGAGGACGCGCUGCGCCGCGAGGGCCACGAGAUCGUUGAGGUCGACCCGCCAUCGCCGUACGAGGGCCUUCAGAUCGCGUCACUGGCGCUCAAUGCUGACGGGUGCCGGACGUUCGCCACCUUUUUCCGCGCGGGUGAAUGGAACGACCCGGGCGCCGCGCGGAUGAAGUCCCUGAUGGACCUCGCGGCUCCGCUGCGGUACCUGUACUACCUGUGGGUGAAAUACGUUCGGCGGGAUGACAUCUGGGCUGGGCUCGUGAGGGACUGGCGCCCGCAGAGCGCCUCCGAGAACUGGAAGCUGGUGGCGAGGAGGGAGGCCUACCGGGCACGGUGGUUCAGCUGGUGGGACUCAGCCGGGGUGGAUUUCCUCAUCACGCCCCCGAACGCGACGCCCGCCGUGCCGCACGAUGGGAUGAGGGACGCUGUGAGCAGCUGCGGAUACACAUUCCUCUUCAAUCUGCUCGACUACACCGCCGGCGUCAUCCCCGUGACGCACGUCGACAAGCAGCUGGACCAGCUUCCCGGCGACUUCAACAUCAGGAAGCUGAACGGCGUAGCCCAGGGCGCGUACAAGCUGUACGACGCGUGCGACAUGCACGGCCUGCCUGUCGGCGUCCAGGUCGUCGGCAGGAGGCUGGAGGAGGAGAAGGUGUUGUCCAUCAUGAAGAGGGUCGAGGACGCCCUGGGCGAUGACAAGUACAAACUAUUGGAGGCAUACCAGCACUCGGCCUCGUUCGUGCCCAAGCUGGCCACCAAGGUGGUGCAGUGGCUCGACGUCCAGAAGGACGAUGUCAUCCUCGACAUCGGCUGUGGCGACGGAAUCCUAGACGUGCAAUUCGGAAAGAUCCUUGCGCAAGGGAGCGGCUCGCUGCACGGCAUCGACGCCUCGCCGGCCAUGAUCUCGGCCGCUAAGAAGGCGGUCGAGGCGGCGGGUCUGUCGAACUGCGAGUUCGAGGUUCUCGACGCGACCCGCAUCGCAACGUCCCAGACGCCCACGCUACACGCCCCGACCUUCACAAAGGCCUUCUCCAACGCGGCGCUGCACUGGAUCCUCCGGCCGCCCGGGUCGCACGUGCCCGUCUUCACGGCCAUCCGCGACGCCCUCCAGCCCGGCGGCACCCUCGCGCUCGAGAUGGGCGGGCUCGGCAACGUCGCCGAGAUGAGGACGGCCAUCGUCAUGGCCGUCGCCCGGCGUGUCGGCCUCCCCAAGGCCGUCGAGGCGGACCCCUGGUUCUUCCCGGACGAGGCGUGGCUCACGGACGUGCUGGAGCGCGAGGUCGGCGGGUGGAAGGUCGAGAGGGUCGAGAGGGAGUGGCGGCCGACGACGGCGGACACAGGCGGCGUCGAAGGGUGGGUGCGGCUGAUGGGCAAGGUGCUGCUGGACGCGGUGCCGGAGGAAGGGGGCCAGCGCGAGGAGGCCGUCCGGGAGGUUGUGGAUGUCCUGAGGCACGUUUGCAAGAUUCCCGGGGAUGGGGAGAUGAUCAGCUAUGUGAGGCUGAGAUGCCUGGCGAGGAAGCUGUGA